Messenger RNA from Eruca vesicaria subsp. sativa (arugula), 1533 nucleotides. NCBI's taxonomy places the organism in Eukaryota, Viridiplantae, Streptophyta, Magnoliopsida, Brassicales, Brassicaceae. The record is from the annotation of a GenBank genome assembly.
GGUAAAGCUAAGUUACAAACAGUACAGUAAAGAAGAAGAAGCAGUAUAAAAAAAUUCUUCCCCCUUUCCAAGAAUUAGGGUUUUUUCGAUCGAAUUCGCGGCAAGUAGACUCGUUUUCUUCCGACAACAGUGGUCUUCUUUCCAGAUAUGUCUCUCCAAGUUUCGAAGCAAGGUGUGCUAUAAAGCUAAAGGACAAGGAACACAUCCGUAAGCUAUAUGGAGUUAGAGAGGUGUUUGGUUUUGAGAGUCUUCAGACAUUUGUAUAGAGAAGCUAAGAUAUUGUAAGCCAAAGGGUUUAAUCUUAGAUAAAGAUGGGUUCGUUAUGUUGUGUGGCUGCGAAAUCAGAUAGGUCAGAUUCUACAAGUCGUGACUUUUCGUUUGGUCCUCAUGAGCAGCAUUAUUGGAGGACUAAUACAAGCUUCUCUCCACCUUCAUCAAGAUGGGGCUUAACCGAUGGUAUUAGCUUAUAUGGUUCUUCAACAUCAUCAAACGCUAAUCUUCUUCCUAGUCCUGACCUUUCUCACACUCUUCAUUGGACUCCCAGUGAUUUUGACUCUGCUACAAGAAGAGAUCACAUUCUUGAGCAACUACCUGGUACUUCAAGAAAUGUUGGUUCUGAUAUUGGUGACUUUGAAACUAACCGCAACUUCUCAAACCGGCGAUUUUUCAUGUCUAAGCCGGUUCAUCCGAUACACCAUCCUUUUAGUAAUGCUAGAGAAACAACAUUCGACUCUGCGGAUGCAUGCAGUUGGAGUAGUGGGACAACAAGCAGCAUAGACUCAAUGGAUGUUCCUGAGGCAGUUCUUGAUUGGGAUAAUAAUAACUCUACCAAAGCGCAACGAGUAGCUUCAAGUACGUUUAGAUGCGGUUUGUGUAACAGAUACAUCUCACAGAAACCUCCUUGUGGAUCUCGGUCCAUCGUAAGAAACCGAGACAUGCCCGUCACAGGAGUUCUUCCAUGUCAACACGUCUUUCACGCUGAAUGUCUUGACCAAUCAACUCCAACGGCUCACCGAAAUGACCCGCCUUGUCCAGUGUGUGUCAAACAGGAAGGAGAACAGUCCAAAUCACAUAACAUUGUCCUGAGGGUUUGUGAGGAUGGGUCAUCGACAAGACAGUGGGGCUGUACUCAGGUUGGUGACUGUGUUGAAAGUGCUGUUAAUGUGCCGCCAAGAAACAGCAUGAUAAUGAUAAACAGGACAAGGGAAAGCCUCUCGUGGAGAGGAAACUCAAGCAAAGAUUCUCGGAUAAAAAUGAAGAAAAGUAGCUCAUUUGCUAUGGACAGUCUGUCAAAUCAGUUCUCGUUUGUGCAUUCUAGAGGGAAAGAGAAGGUUUAAUUGUAGCUGGAAAAAGAAGUAGAGAAAUUUGUGUAGAGCUUUGAUUGUUUUUAUCUUUCUUGAAAUUCUAUUUGCUGGCGAGUGGCGACGAUCUUAAUUAACCGUUUAUUAUCCAAUCGAUAAGCUUUUUUUAUUUAUUUGGUUUACCUGUACAGCUGGAUUAUGAUUGUGCGAAACCGAUAUAUUUAGACAGCUG